Plasmodium gaboni is the source of this 4946-nucleotide messenger RNA. RefSeq lists its product as hypothetical. The record is from RefSeq and is a predicted model, not a curated record. The annotation marks the transcript as partial. The transcript has 6 exons. NCBI's taxonomy places the organism in Eukaryota, Apicomplexa, Aconoidasida, Haemosporida, Plasmodiidae.
AGAAUAAUAAGAUGUCCCCUGAAAUAUAUGCUUCAUCGUGGUUUUUGACUUUGUUUGCCUCAAAAUGCAAUAUGAGAAUUUUGAAUUUAAUUUAUAUGAUCUUUUUAUUAGAGCAGAAUCCUUUUUUUUAUUUUUAUUUUUCUUUAGCUCUAUUAAUCUUACACAGAAAUAUAUUUUUAUGUGUUGAUAAUUCGAAUUUACCAGAAUUAUUAAGUAAAAUAAAUAUUUUUAAUAAAAAAUUUUUAAAAAAAGUGUGGGCAUUUGGAAAGUAUCUAGAAAGACAGACCCCUAUUUCUUUUGUUCAUAAACUUUUUUUUAUAAAGAAUGUUUUAAUUUAUUUAACUAGUGAAAAUUCUGCAGAAAAUUAUGAGAGAAAGAAUGUUCUUUUAAACUUCUUUAAGUCUAUUGAUUAUAUGUCUGUAAAUUCUUAUGAGAUAUUAAAAAAUUUAUGUGAAGGAAAUGAUAAGUAUCUUUUUUUGGAUAUAAGAUUGAAUAGUCAUUUCAAAUCUUUUCACUUAUAUAAUUCUAUAAACAUGGAAUUAGUGAAAAAUUAUUUAGACAUAUUCAAAAACACCAUCAGUAUUGAAAAUAAGAAAGAGAAGAGAAAAAAAAAGAAAAAGAAACCAUGUGAUAUAAAUAAUGUGUGGUAUAUUUUAAACCAUUAUGAUGAUAGAGAAGUCGUGAGAAACGAUAAAGAUCUUUUUUGUUUUUUAUUAAGAAAAAAAUAUAACAUGAACUGUCUGAUUAUUUAUGAUGAUAAUAUUUUAUUAAAGAAAAAAAAACAAAGUGAGCAAGUGAAAAGAAAAUCGAAUCAAAUUAAUUUUGGAGCCUUAGAAAAUAAAAAUAGGAAGAGAUCAAAGUGGAACCAAACAAAUAAAAAAAUAAAGGAUAAAGAAAAAAAAAAAAUAAAUAAUCAUAAUAAUAAUAAUAAUAAUAAUAUUUUACGAACAAAAAAAAAAAGAAUAAGUAGACAAAAAAGAGAAGAAUUAUUUCAAGGUGUUAAUAAUAUUUUAAAAGUACAAGAUGAUUAUAGAAUUGAUUUAAAUAGAAAUUUUUAUGAUAUUUAUAGAGGUAAGCCAACUGGAAAUAUUAAAUCUCCUCAUAAAAUUAAAUUUAAAACACCUUUGCAAUCAGGUCAAAUAUAUUUACAACAUAAAAUAAUUGAAGAUCAUAAAAAUUAUUAUACAGAUGAUAAUAUAUUAUGUGAUCAUUUUAAUUUAAAAUGUUAUCUUAUAAAAAAUAAAUAUCUUUUAGAUAAAAAAAAAUAUAUAAAAAGUAACCAAACAGAUCAUAACAACAAAAAGGAGACUAAUCUUUAUAGAAAGAGGGAGCAAAAUGGUAUGUAUAUAAAUGACCAUCUUAAUUGUGAAAACACAACAACAACAAAUAAUAAUAUAAAUAUAAAUAAUAUAUAUAAUAUAAAUAAUAUAUAUAAUAUAAAUAAUAUAAAUAAUAUAUAUAAUGAUGGGCACAUAUGUAAUAACCACACUAGUGAGAUAAAGAAUCCUUCGAUGGUCACAUUUUUUGGGGACCAGAAGAGACAAACAGAGUCUGAAGAAAAUAAUAAUAUUAUAAAUGUUUCAUGUGAUAUAGUAAAAAAUAAUAUAAAUCAAAACAAUAUGAACACCAGUUCUUAUAAUUUAUAUGUAUUAAUAAAAGAGAAUGUUUUGAAGGAUGUAAAUAUUUUGCAUUUUUUUUUUAAAAAUAUAUAUGUUCCAAAUAAAGAUGUAAUUAUUUUAUAUGACGAUGAUUUUCAUAAUAUUAAAUAUGUGCGUAAAUUAUAUUUCGAUUUAAUAUAUAAAUUGAAGAUAAAAAAUGUAUCUAUUAUUGAAGGUGGUAUGGAUUCUUAUCAUAAAAAUUUUAUUAAUAUAUUUGGUCAAGACACUUUGAAGAAGAACAAUAGAAAUAGUAAUACAAUAUUAAAUGUUAAUAAAUUAAAGGAUUCAAAUAAUUUAAAGUUUAUAAAUAAUUAUAAUAAAGAUAUUUAUAUAUGUGAAAAAAAUACAUAUCUAAAUCAUAAUGCUCAAUCAUGUUAUAUGUGUAAUAAUAAACAUUUUAAACAUAUGAAAAGGAAAAUAUUAGAUGAGUUUUUUUUUGACAUAUACAAUGAUUAUAAUAUUUUUGUUGAUUGUUAUGAUUUUAUGGAAGGAAAAAAGGGGGAUAUGAAUUUUUUAGCUUUCAUCGAUUUAAUAAAAGAAAGAAAAGAAAAUCAAAAUAUAUAUGAAGCAAAACAGAAGGACACAGAAGAUUUAGAACAAGUAGAAGGAAAUACAUCUACUUUUCUUCCUCAAAUAUAUUCUCUUGUGAAUUAUAUUAAAAGAAAAAAAAAUGAUAAAAAUGAAGAAUGUAAUGAUAAUGAAAUGCAUAAAAAAAAAGACACAUCCACAUCAAACAUUUUGCAUGGAUCUCUUCAUAUUAAUAAACAACAAACAAAUAUUCAUACAAGUAUGUUUAAUAGUAUGUCUAAAAAAGAAAGGAAAUGUAAAUCAACGGGUACUAAUAUAAAUGAAGAAAUGAAUAUAUGUAACGAUUCAAAUAUAAAAAGAGAUUAUUUUAAUUUGAAUUAUUAUCUUGAUUAUUAUAAUAAAAAGAAAAAUGAGUUUUUAAAUAUUAAUUUAAAUGAUGAUGAAGAUAAGGAUAUUAAAAGAAAUGUCUCGAUUAAUAAUAUUAAAAAUAAUUAUAGUGAUAAGAUGAUAUAUGAAGAAUGUAUUGAUCAAAAUAUUGUAGAAGAAAAUAAAAAUAAAGAAGCUCAAGAUGUAUAUAAUAAAGAUAAAGAAGAAUUAUCAAAUAUAGAAACUAUGAAACAAUGUGAUGAAUCUAUGAAUGAUAAAAAUGAAAAAAUAUGUUUACAAAAUAAUAUAAAAAAAAUAAGUAAUAAUAAGGAUAGUUAUAUAAAUUAUAAUAAUAUAUCAAAUACAUUUUUAUAUGAUAAUAAAGAAUUCUCAUAUAGUAAUAAAUUUUCUAUAUAUAAUAAUUUUUAUACAGAUAAAAAAAAAAAAAAUAUAUUAUCAAAUACAAACUCAGAUAUAUAUAAUUUAUAUUCAUAUAUAGAUAUAUUAUGUUAUAAUAAUCUGUUAUAUAAAAAUAAUAGUAAGAUAUAUAAAUGUUAUAUAAAUUAUAUAUAUCAACCUUUAAUUCCACAUAAUAUAAGAUCCAAUAAUAUUAUAAAUAAUUUUUUGGAAUACGUAAAAUUUUUUAAAACUCUUAAUAAAAAAGAUGUAAAUUCAGUAAACGAUCCUAACAUAUAUUUAAAUUGUAAUAAGUUAGAUUCUAAAUUAUUUUUUAAUGGUUUAUAUUAUUUGCCAUUCAAUCAAAAUGUUAGCAAUAUGAAUAAUUUCAAUAAUAUCAACAAUUUGAAUAAUAUGAAUAAUGUGAAUAAUGUGAAUAAUGUGAAUAAUAUGAAUAAUAUGAAUAAUGUGAAUAAUGUGAAUAAUGUGACCAAUGUGCCAUUUUCUAAUUCUCUUUUCACAUCCAAGGUUCAUAUAGGUCAAGACAAAAUAAAUUCUAAUAACCAUGAUGAUAAAAAUAAUAUAGAUGACCCUUAUAUAGAAAAUCAAAAGGAUGAACACAUAAAUGAAGUGAAUCCAUGUAGUAAUCAUUCUAAUCAUAUAUAUGGUGAUAAUUAUUUUUAUCAAAAAAUAAAAAAAAACGAACCAAAGGAUGAUAAUCCGUUUUCUGAAUUAUUAAAUAAUUCAAUAUUAAAUAAUACAUGGAUAAAAAAUAAACCAGAAUUGGGGCUAUGUAAAUUAAUGAUAUAUGAUCAUUUUUUAAUUUUAUAUGGCACACCAUAUAUAUGCAAUGUUCAUGUGGUGGGCAAAAGAGGAAAAGCGACUGAAAGGAAAAGUUAUAAAUCCAAAAAUAAAAAUGAUGACAUAUAUAAAAAUGAUGACAUAUAUAAAAAUGAUGAUAUAUAUAAAAAUGAUGAUAUAUAUAAAAAUGAUGAUAUAUAUAAAAAUGAUGACAUAUAUAAAAAUGAUGACAUAUAUAAAAAUGAUGAUAUAUAUAAAAAUGAUGAUAUAUAUAAAAAUGAUGACAUAUAUAAAAAUGAUGAUAUAUAUAAAAAUGAUGAUAUAUAUAAAAAUGAUGACAUAUAUAUAAACCACAGUGACCAAUCAUUGAAACAUAAUAAUUUAGAAAUAUGUGAGGAGGGGGUAUCAAAUAAUAAUGCUUUAGACCCAGGAACAGAAAAUUUUUUAAAAGAGAGAAAAGAAUAUGUCGAUAAAGAGAAGGUACCAUUUAUAUAUUAUGAUGAUAAAUUUGAUAAAAUGAUAAUACAUAAAUAUAAAGAUUUUAAAAAAAAAGAUAUAUUAUUUAAUAUUGAAUGUUAUAAAUUAGAUGGAUUAUAUGUAAAUUGGAAUGAUAUAUCUGAUAAUAUAUUUCAUAGUAUAACAUUAGAACAUAUAAAUGAUACAUAUAAUUAUUAUAAAACAUAUUUUAAUUUAUCAAAAAAUAAUUUAUCAUAUAAAAUUAAUUCAAAUCAUGAUCAAAAAAAUAAUCACAAUAAUUAUUAUUUCUAUGAAUCUUCUAAUUCAUCUUAUAAUAGUAAUACUUCCCGUUCCAAUAGUUCUUCUUCUUCUUCAUCUUCUUCUGAUAAUGAUGAUAAUGAUGAUGGUGUAGAUUUUUCUUUUUCUGAUUAUCAUAAUUUAUAUAAGAAAAAGUUUAAAAAUAAGAAAAAAGAAACUGAUAAAAAGGAACAGAAAUUAUCUAAUCAAGAAUUAUAUAAAAAACAAAUUGAUGCAAUUAAUGUAUAUGGUAUUUUUGAUCUACAUACUAUUCAUAAAAUAACAACCAAACAGAAUUCUUUAAAAACCUUAUAUUUUUAUUUUUCAACAAACAAGAGUAUUCCAUUAAUGGUUUUAAAUUUUGAGAGUGAACUGGAAGUGCAGUCGUGUGUUUCCGCUGUUCAGGAAAUAUAUUCUUCCUUUACAAAAAAAAAAACAAAUUAA